Messenger RNA from Dendroctonus ponderosae (mountain pine beetle), 1541 nucleotides. RefSeq names its product DDB1- and CUL4-associated factor 13. The record is from RefSeq and is a predicted model, not a curated record. Gene Ontology annotation, biological process: maturation of SSU-rRNA from tricistronic rRNA transcript (SSU-rRNA, 5.8S rRNA, LSU-rRNA). The transcript has 4 exons. Gene Ontology annotation, molecular function: protein binding. The coding region runs from base 177 to 1514 and encodes 445 amino acids. Lineage: Eukaryota; Metazoa; Arthropoda; Insecta; Coleoptera; Curculionidae. Gene Ontology annotation, cellular component: small-subunit processome; nucleolus.
UAGAUAACCUCUCUGAUCUGUGGGCUAGACGAAGAUGUUGAGGUGUGUGUUGAGCACAGUGUUGAGGUUAAGGAUUGAGCUGAGCAUUAUUUUUGAAGCUGACUUUUAAAUCGUUUGAUCAGAGACAAGUACAUACAUUUAUACAUACUUGUCUCUUGUUUAAUUAGCUGACAAAAAUGAAAGUGAAAGUAAUUAGUCGAUCCACAGAUGUUUUCCUACGGGAAACCAAACAGCAAAUUCACAAAGUUUUUCGUAAUUAUGAUCCCGAUCUGCACCCUUUCGAAACAGCCAGAGAAUACACUAGAGCCUUAAAUGCCGUGAAAUUAGAAAGGGUAUUUGCAAAGCCUUUUCUGGGGAAUUUAGAUGGUCAUCGUGACAGUGUCUCGUGUAUAGCCAAACAUCCCAAACAGCUCUCCACCAUUGUUAGUGGAGCCUUUGAUGGAGAAGUGAGAAUUUGGGACAUUCCUCGAAGAGUCUGCCUGAGACAAUUCGUUGCACAUAAUGGCAUUGUUAGAGGCAUAACCUACACUCCGAAAGGGCUAAAGUUUAUUACUGUGGGUGAUGAUAAAACUGUGAAAACGUGGAAUGCUGCGGAGCCUCAGCUUGGAGAGGACGAGGAACCAGUGAACACAGUACUAAGCAAAACUGUUAUUACGGCAAUCAGUCACCACAGGCAAAAGGCGAUUUUUGCAACUGCGGGAGAAGUGGUGCAACUUUGGGAGGAGAGCAGAAAUGAACCAUUGAGGACUUACCAAUGGGGCGUCGAUAGUCUUCAUGACAUCGCCUUCAAUAUGGUCGAAGCAAACAUUUUUGCUGCAUGUGCAAGCGAUAGGAGCAUCAUUUUAUAUGAUACAAGAGACAAUGGUCCCUUGAGAAAAGUUGUAAUGAAACUAAGGCCGAACAAAAUGGCAUGGAAUCCAAUGGAAGCUUUUACCUUCACAUGCGCCAACGAAGACUAUAAUCUAUACACGUUCGAUACACGAAAUUUAAACAAGCCAGUUAACGUUCAUAUGGAUCAUGUGGCAGCAGUCACCUCUGUAGAAUAUGCCCCAACUGGAAAGGAAUUUGUGGCUGGCAGCUAUGAUAAAACUAUAAGAAUAUUCGAAUGCGACCAUGGUCACUCUCGGGAUGUUUAUCAUACAAAAAGAAUGCAACGACUGACUUGCGUUCAUUGGUCGCUAGAUAAUAAAUUUAUUAUUAGCGGAUCGGAUGAGAUGAACAUUAGGAUUUGGAAAGCUAGAGCGUCUGAAAAAUUGGGACCGUUGAGGCCCAAAGAACGAAAUGCGUUACAAUAUGCUGAAGCAUUGAAAUGCAAGUUUGCCAGCCAUCCUGAAAUCAAGCGAAUCAAAAGACAUCGUCAUGUGCCUAAACAUGUAUACAAUGCCCAGAGGGAAUUGAGGACCAUCAAAGAGAAGGAGAAGCGUAAAGAAGCCAAUAAGAGGGCUCAUUCACGAAAGGGAACGGUACCACACGUUCCGGAAAGACAAAAACAUAUUAUUAAAGAAGUCCAGUGAUUUUAAAGUGGUAUUUUUGGCAUAGAA